Messenger RNA from Corythoichthys intestinalis (scribbled pipefish), 654 nucleotides. Its product is annotated as 5-hydroxytryptamine receptor 3C-like. The coding region runs from base 1 to 654 and encodes 217 amino acids. Gene Ontology annotation, cellular component: plasma membrane; neuron projection; synapse. NCBI's taxonomy places the organism in Eukaryota, Metazoa, Chordata, Actinopteri, Syngnathiformes, Syngnathidae. The transcript is spliced from 5 exons. Gene Ontology annotation, biological process: regulation of membrane potential; monoatomic ion transmembrane transport; signal transduction. Gene Ontology annotation, molecular function: acetylcholine-gated monoatomic cation-selective channel activity; serotonin-gated monoatomic cation channel activity. The record is from RefSeq and is a predicted model, not a curated record.
AUGCAAAACUGCUCUAGCCCAGAUGGCCCUGCCCUCCUGGAGGCUCUCAGGCCUGUCUUCGACCUCAGGGCCAUUCGACCUGUUGUGAACAUUUCAAUCCCUAGUAUUGUCAAUGUUGACUUUGUCGUGGUUGGCAUUCUGGGAGUGGAUGAAAAGGCUCAGCUCUUGACAACAUUUAUCAUGCAGAUGUUGUGGUGGAAAAAUGAAUUUAUUAGCUGGGACCAAAAACAGUGCAGUGCCCAGUGGAUUACAGUCCCAAGAAAAUUGCUUUGGAUCCCUGAUAUCGUCAUCAAUGAGUUUAUGGAGAAGAACACAGCUCAGUUUACACCUUACGUGGUUGUGUUUAACAACGGUAUGGUGAUGGACAUUCAGCCUGUCAGAGUGGUGAGCUCUUGUAGGCUCGACAUCUACACCUUCCCAUUUGACAUCCAGAACUGCACUUUAACCUUUAACUCCUAUAUGCAUCGGAUUUCUACUUUGCGGAUUGGCCGCUUAUAUUCAGAAGAGAACAUUUUCAAUUUUUCCAAGAGAAUGAUGGCUACGAUGGGAGAAUGGGAGCUGAUUGGAAUCAAAGCAUUACAACAGCUGCAAAAUUCUUCAAAUAAUGAAAUUUAUGAAGACCUUCGCUUCUUUGUAAGGGCCGUCUUCCGUUAA